This is a messenger RNA of Penaeus vannamei (Pacific white shrimp), 4435 nucleotides long. The record is from RefSeq and is a predicted model, not a curated record. Lineage: Eukaryota; Metazoa; Arthropoda; Malacostraca; Decapoda; Penaeidae.
AGAUGGCAGUCUCCCUGCUGGUGCUGUGGGCGUGUCUGUGCGCCGUGUGGGCGUGUCCGCGCGAGUGCCGCUGCUCCCUGGACGAGCGUGGGCGGCGCGGCGUGCGGUGCGAGGGCGGCGGCAUGCGCGACCCGGUGCCCGUGCUGGACAUGGGCGCCGACACCGAGCUGCUGGUGAUCGCGGCGCCCAAGGAGAAGCCCAACGCCCUGUCGCUGGGGCCCAUCUUCCGCGGGCUGCGCCACCUGGAGGAGAUCCACAUCACGUGGUCGGGGGUGCCGGCCCUGGGCGCGCACUCCUUCUGGGGCCUCCACCGCCUGCACGUCCUCAACUUCACCAACAACCACAUCUCCGCCCUCAUGGACACCAACUUCCGCGGCGCCGACGCCCUGCGGCACCUCGACCUGAGCCACAACCGCAUCCAGAGCGUGCCCUCCGCCGUGUUCCGCCACGUGCGCCACCUGCGCACGCUGUCGCUGGCGCACAACAUGGUGCCGGAGCUCGUGCCUCGCAUCUUCUUCGGCCUCACCAAGCUGGAGAAGCUGGACCUGAGCUACAAUCCCCUCGGCGACCUCCAGCCCGAGAGGUUCACCGACGUGCCCGACCUGCGGCAGCUGUCCUGCGCCGGCUGCAGCCUCAUGUCCAUCAGCAGCACCCUCCUGCAGUCGCUGUCGCAGCUGCGGGAGCUGGACCUGCGCAACAACCGCCUGACGCAGAUCCCGCUCGGCGUGGCGUCCGCCGCCCUGCCCAACCUGGUCAGCCUCAAGCUGGACGGCAACCACCUGUCCUUCGUGGAGCGCGGCGCCAUCUCCGGCUCGCCGCUCGUCAGCCUCCACCUGGCGCACAACCGCAUCAGCCGCCUCGAGGUCGACGCCUUCUCCAACAGCUCCAUCAAGCACCUCGACCUGUCCUACAACCGCAUCUCGCACCUGGAGGCCGGCGCCCUCGAGGACAUCCUCGACCAGCUGCACGAGAUCAAGCUGUCGGGCAACUCGCUGCACGUGGACCAACUGAUGAGCGUGCUGCCCAAUGCGCGCCAGCUGCGCUCCCUCGGCCUGGGCGACAUGGGCCACACCCAGCUGCCGGCCGAGCUGCUGCGCCACUCGCGCCACCUCCACCACCUCAACCUGUCGGCCAACUACCUGACGGCGCUCUCCACCGAGGUGCUGUACAACGCCCCGCACCUGUACACGCUCGACCUCUCGCUCAACAGCUUCCGCGGCCUGGAGGAGCAGCUGGUGGAGUCCAUCACGGCCGCCUCCGAGCUGCGCACGCUGCGGCUGGAGGGCAACCCGUGGCAGUGCGACCAGUGCCACGUGGGGCCGCUGCUGCGCUGGCUGCAGGACGCGCCCGACCAGGAGUCCGGCUGCGACGAGCCGCGGGUGUGGACCUGCCUCAAGUGCGUCAGCCCGCGGAGCGUGGCCGGCCUGCAGCUCGCCCUCCUGCCCCCCGGGGACCUGCCGCCCUGCCCCUUCACCACGCCCCCCGCGGCCGCCGUCUGGCCCACGUGGGUCGAGCCCUCCUACAGCGUCGUCACGGACGAGCCGGAGUUCCCUCGCGGAGAGCUUAGCCGGCAGGAGGACGCCGAGGGCGGCUGGUCCCUGCAGCGCCUGUUCGAGGAGGAGCUGUACCUGUUCAUCGUGGUCGGCUGCGUGGUCGUGCUGCUGCUGCUCGCCCUCAUCGUCGUCGCCGUCGUCCUGUACAACCGCCACUCCGCCUUCUACUACACGUACGAGGACGACCCCGAGAAGAAGGAGAAGCUGAUGAAGGCGAGGGACAGCAAGAACAACAACGGCCCGGCCACGAAGACGCCGACCAAGGCCGCCGACGCCACCAUCGCCACCAUCGACGAGAUGACCGACAUCGCCGGCUCGCAGGAGGUGCUCGAGGCGGGCCAGAUCCGCAAGGGCACGCUGAACAGCUCGCCCGCACUCAACCACUCGCCUGCCGUCAACCACUCGCCCGCCGUCAGCGCCUCCCCCGCCGCCAACCACAACCACUCGCAGAGCAACUCGCCGGCGCCCACGCAGAACAACGCCCUUCCCCAGAACCACUCGACGCCCGCCCACAACGGCCGCACGCCCAGCCAGUCUCCGGUCCCGAAUGUCGUCCAGGAGGCGGAGGGGCGAGCCGAGAGCCCGACGCUCUAGUAGAGUGGCCGCUGUAGACGAGUUUCCUUUCGUAUCUUUUUUUUCUGACAAAUUAUUUCAGUCUUAAGAUGUGGCCACGGGAACGGUCGAGCUGGCAUACUAAACACACACACACACACACACACACACACACACACAACACCACACACACACACACACACACACACACACACACACACACACACACACACACACACACACACACACACACACACAUGCAAACGACCACAAUUACAGAAAAUGAACAACUAAACACUUAUAUACAUGUACAGUAUAUAUUAUGAAUGGACGCGUAUCUGAAACUGGUUGUACGGCUGUGACAGAAGUGAAGGAACGAAGUGACGCGGUGUUUUCGCAGUGACUGGUGGUUGGGGGCGUGGCUUAGGUCACGUGACUCUCCGAAGACGUUACACAGUGUGCUUCGACGUCCCUGGGUGAAGGUGUGGAGUGUGGAGAUAAGGAACCAAAAGAAGUUGCAGAGAUAAGAAAAUAGAAUGGUAAAGGGACUUCAAGGAGACAGAGAAAGAGAAGUAAGAUCGGAGGGCUUUUAGCAAGAUGAAUACCACACAGGAAAGAAAUAUAAUAAUAUAUAUAUAUGAUUUCCCCAAAGACUUCGAUGUAUUCCAUAAAAGACCAACACAAAGUUUUUUAAAAAAAUGUAAAGAUUUUAUGUGUGAAAGACCUAUAUAACCAUUGAUUUUAUGUGAUGCCUCUUGCUCUUUCAACUCCCCCCCCCCCCCAAACCCUCCUAUGAACUCUGCAUAUCAAGCUUUCGUUAUUCCUACUUCGUUACGGACAUGGGGUCGAUUCCCAACCAGCGUGACGUCAUCGUAGACACACAAGUCAGUCUUCCAAAAAGAGGAAUCCUACUCUUAUUUUACUCCAAGAAGAUUCUAGGGGAAAAAAAGAGGAAAUAAAUCGAUGUAUUGGUCCGGCAGCGGCUUCCCGUCAUGAAUUUUUUUCUUCUCUCUCUCUCUCACGAGGAAAAAAAGGGAAAGAAAAAAAAGAAGAGGAAAGUUCUGAUCAACAAGUGACUCAUGCUCACUAAGUCCUUUUUUUUUUUUUUAGAAUAUAAUGAUAUCAAAAGAUUUCAGAAAGGCCUUUUAUGUGCAAGUUCUGCCGUUCCUACUCUCUAGUGUUUGUGAUUUAUGAAGGAUUUUUGUAUAUUGCAGCAAAAGAUAAUGAUAAUAAUAAUAAAAAAAAUAAUUUGAUAUUUUUUCACGUGCUCAUGAGAGAGAUUAAAUAUCUGAUAAGACAAAGAGUCCUUUUCGACUGUUUUCUUUUAAUUAUCUUUGCUUUCAUCUUUUUUCGAUAAACAUGAAGUAAUUAAAAGCUGUGACAAAGAAAGACAUUUUUCUUUGGUUAGUAUUCUUGAAUGCUUUGAAAUUCUUCAACUUCUGUUAAGUUUCCAUGUAAGUUAAUCUUAAAAAGAGAAAAAAAAAACACAUUGAAAUUUAAAUCUCAAAUCAAUCUUCAACAUUUCAUAGUAUCAUUAAUACAACUUUCCAAAACAAAAAAAAAAGUCGCAAAAGGGCUUUUCAAUUAAAAGAUUGUUUGGUCUUUGCCUACAUAAAAAUCAACCAACAGACCUACCUUCUUUAUCCUGCAGCAUAUUCUGUAUUUGUUGUACUAGUCACUUCUUUGUUUUAUUCCUUUACCAUAUAUGUAUGAUAUAUAUACACACAUGAGACAUUAAGUGUUUAUAUCGAAAAAAAAGACUUCCCAGUGAUUCUAUCAUCUACAUUUAGACUUUUUUCUACCCAGUGGCAUUCAUAACUGAGAUGAAAAUGAGUGAAAACAUAUUCGUACCGGAAUAAAUGUAUAAGUAACAUAUUCGUACGGAUAUAAAAGCAUAUUAAAGUAACACAUAUUUAUAAGGAAAUAAAAAAAAGUAUAUCAAAGUUAUACCUUGGCUUAGAAACAAAAAGAAAAAGUGAAACAAUAUUAAAGGAAAACAAGAAAUGAAUAAAGAUGAUUUAAUCCUUUCUGGAACAACGGAAAUUGUGUGUACAUGUUAUAUGCAUCGACAAUUAAAUCUGGUCUAGUCUCUUUUAUGAAUGUUCUCCUUUUUGGUAUAAUGAGUUUGAAACCUUACUUUGAUAAGUAUAUUAUUUUUAACAUUGUUCUGUUCUCUGUGUUUAUAAUAAUUAACUUUCUCUCCUUCUUUGUAUUUUCUUUAAUUUUUCUUUAUUCUGUGUAUAUAAGGCAUGUAAGUGUGCAUAGCUUAUUUGAUGCUUAUUGUAAAUGUACAAAUUUUAUACUACUCAAGAAUAAUAAAUUAAAUAAAG